Molecule: messenger RNA, 2112 nt
Organism: Nannizzia gypsea CBS 118893
Lineage: Eukaryota; Fungi; Ascomycota; Eurotiomycetes; Onygenales; Arthrodermataceae
Exons: 4
Coding region: 1-2112 (703 amino acids)
Biological process (GO): silent mating-type cassette heterochromatin formation
Cellular component (GO): rDNA heterochromatin; SHREC complex
Source: RefSeq, a predicted model, not a curated record
AUGGCGUCACAAGUAUACGGAGUCGACCAGAAGGGCCGUGUCGUGGUUCCUAUCAAUAGUUUUUCUGAUGGCGAUCCCAGCGUUUGGCCACUGCAUUCAAACUGCAUGGAAACGGACCCUACUGUCUAUCUCGAGAAAUUAGGGACACAAUGGAUGAAGGCAAGAGGCGAGUGCGAGCAAGACACAAUAUAUAUUCUUGACCAGUUGCCAGAAGGGUAUGUCUACUUUGCUCGGCCACGCCAAAGCAGACCUGAAUUGGUUGACAAAUUUCUCUGGGGGCAUCCGUCUGGAAAGUAUUAUUUUUCCCCAAACAGAUUUUGGCCCCAUUUUAUCUAUUUGAUGAAUGGUGGCUCAGAGCCUUGCGAGUGUGAACAUUGUGGCCCUGUCCGAAAGGUUGCGAUCCCCCGUGAACCAUCGAAACCCAUGGCUCGAAAAAGGCGCCCUGUUGGGAUUUCUCGCAACGCGUUGAAUGACCAAAUAGGGUUGACACGUCCACAGCCCAGCAGACCAAAGAGAACCGGAAGAAAAAAAUUCUUGGCCAUAGAUGCUGAAGGGAACCAAGACGUCUUCAAAGAGAUGGUAUAUCGUUUGAAUGCCGAAGGCACGCUGAAUAAACCAAUCUCGGAGGAUUCAAAUAUGGAGUGGAGAGCUGAGAGAAAGCUGAUAAAACAUCAUCUCACCCGCAUGCGAAUGCAGCACUCUUUUUUUCCAAGACUCGGUGAAUUGGUUCUCUGGUUUACGGAGCCAAGCGGCGAGAUUAAAUUCCAUUGGCACACGCAAACAUAUCAGAUCUAUUCGGCGGAGGAGGAGAAAUUUAUGGGAAUUCCCAAAUGGUGUGCUGGUGUGGUUACUCAGGUGCCAGAACAACCACUGAACCUACAUGAUGCUAUCGUUGAGACCGACAAGGAACACGCAGUGAACAUGUCUGGGUUUCGAAUCGAGCUAUUUCCGGAUCCAAAUAGCCCUGACAAAAGCUUAUCGACUCAGUACAAAUAUGUUCCCCUCUGCCAAAUCCGACCUUUGAAUUUUUGGUCGGUCUACCUCCAGGGUAUAGAUCCUGCGAAGUUUCACUGUUCAAUUCCCCAUGCCUUAACAAUCAUGUCUUCAUUUAGCAUGCUUGACAAAUAUCACUUCGAUGGUGUGUGGCCAACUGCAUACAUACUGUGUGAAGGGAUUUAUCUCGGCGCUGAGUUGCUUAUUCGUGGUGACGGGGUUCGACUGAUGCCACUGAAUCAAGCUGGAGAAAUUGAUGUCAAGAGAAAGGUGACCGAUGUCCUGGUAAUUGAUACAAUCGAACUCAAGCUUACGAAGUGUGAUGCAAAUCUUCAAUCUCCUUUCCUGUGUGAAGCAAUGGCGGCACGGUUGAGAGGAAAGGUUUACACAAUGGAUCCAGAACUUGCCUUUGAUCCAAGUACUCCAAUGACAGAAUUCGAGGUUAGCAAAUCGUUCGAAUGCACGGGCAUGCGAGAGUAUGGAUCUUGGUACCCACGGUACGAGCCAGGUCAUGUCGCUGAGGUCUCAUUGAACCGCGUCAUUGGGCGAUGCUUUGAGUCCGAGUACAUGGACGUCAUGUUUGACAAUCCAGCACUUGAUAUUGACAUUGAAGGUGUGACAAAUGGCCGUCUCUAUGGCCGUGAGACGGAUGACCGUAUUGCUCCUGGCAAAGACUGGCUCCUCGCGGACUACCGUCUACAACAACUCGCCCUUGAGUCGCUGAAUGGGAUUGAGCAUAGUAGAUAUGAUGACACAAGAGAUCCAAAGAUGUACAGGGCCAUCAUGAACAUCAUCAACAACGAGGCUGUUGGUGCAGAUCACCGCAAUUCCAAAAUUGUUCGUCAGCUCGGACGGGCCUACGGGGGGCUUAUUGGAAGUAGAUCUGGAUAUACAGCAUUUGACAACGCGGGAAAACAUAGUUCGAUGGUUGCAACAGCGCUUGGUGGCGGGCCAGCAGCUUCCUAUGACAAUGCCGGACUGAUUGAGACCUCUACCAAUACUGGAGUUGAUGAAGCUGAUGACGGAGAUGAAGACAGUUUAAGGGAAAUUGCGGCGUCUACUGAUAGCGGGGAUGACGUUAUUGCUAUACCGGUACCCAAGCGACGGCGUCAAAUGUGA